This is a messenger RNA of Capsicum annuum, 405 nucleotides long. RefSeq lists its product as uncharacterized. The coding region runs from base 1 to 405 and encodes 134 amino acids. The transcript has 2 exons. The record is from RefSeq and is a predicted model, not a curated record. Lineage: Eukaryota; Viridiplantae; Streptophyta; Magnoliopsida; Solanales; Solanaceae.
AUGGUGUGUUUAUAUGUGGAUGACUUAAUUUAUACCGGAAAUAAUCUGCCCAUGAUUGAGAAUUUUAAGAAGUCCAUGAUGCUUGAGUUUGACAUGUCGGAUUUGGGUAUGAUGCAUUAUUUUCUUGGUCUAGAAGUGAAUCAAUCUGUUGAUGGCAUUUUUAUUUCUCAAAAGAAAUAUGUGCAAGAUAUUCUGGACAGAUUUCAGAUGAAAAACUGCAACACUAUGAGCACACCAAUGGAGAAGGGUCUGAAGCUCGUCAAAGAACCUGAAGGAAGAAAAGUGGACAGCACUUUAUACAAACAAAUUGUGGGAAGCUUGAUGUACUUGAUGGCAACAAGGCCUGAUGUUAUGCACGCUAUGAAAGCAGUUGGACAUUUGGUUGGUUACACUGAUAGUGACUAA